UAAGCGCAGCGCCGAAUCACGAAUGUUUUGGCCACCAUGUUGGAUUUAGUGGCCACCUCUGUAUCCCGGAGACCAACAGUUCAUGCAGUGUUGGAUUAGCCGUUGCGUGUCGGAGGUGGAGGCGUGCACCCAGUCGUGUCAUCUCCUUCCUGCGUUGACAACAGUUUGCAGAGUCGCUGCUGCUGGAAGCCGGUUCGAAGACGUGGAUUCUCAUUAGCAACUCCGUGCUGUCAGUGAAUGGAUGUGCGCAGGGGGAGCAGGAUCCGAUUUUUUUUUACAAUAUGAACUUUGAGGAGUUUUCGAUGUUCUUAAACCUGCUCAUUUUUUUCUGAAGCUGUCAAUGUGGGAGAAGAGUCGCCGUCGGUUUGACUGCAAGGAUUUGCUUCCUCGUCAAGGCUUCGUGUAUGUGUCUACUUGAUGGAGGUGUGUGCGUUUCUGUGGACCGAUGUCAUGUGAGAACGAAGAGUGCGCGUAUGCAGGGGCCUGCCAUCCUGCUUGUGGCCGCUAUCCUGCUAAGGCCAAGAGGAUUCUGCUUCUCCAUCUGGUCAGUCGCGCUGUGACGCCGAGAGAUUAUCACCUCGAAGCCAUUUUCCCUCCCGGAGAAUCAACUCUCAGGUCCCGACACAAAUCUGACGACUCCAAUUUCCUCUUUCAUGACAAAAUUAGAGCUCUGACAAGCAUGCAUAUUCAAUGGCAAGUUUUAUUUGCAUUGGCGACAUACAGGACUGUAUAGACUGAGUUUUCUUUUUUUUCUUUUUCUUUUUUUUUUCUUUUUAAUGGACUUUCAAUUGACUACAGAUUCGGUUUGUGGCCACUGGUGGGCCCUGCAUACAUCUCUUCCUUCUUGUAUUGCUUGUGAAUGAUCUCAGGUAGAUUCUAGAUUCUUGAUGGCCUGAUAUCUAUGGCACACUGAAUUUAAACCAAUGCUUAGAAAGUUAAGUCAGAACUUUCAUUUUGUGGACUUUAAGUAGUUGAUGAUGAGCUGUAGUCACGAUUGCUCACUGUAAGCACCUGAACCCCUUUGAAUGGCUCUUUGUGGUCCAUCGACUACAAAUGGUCCCAAAAUGAUGGCUGCAUACGGUGGUGGCUCAUCGACCCCAGCUGCCCAUCAUCCCUAUCACCACCAUCAGCUCCAGCAUCUCCCACCACCUCAUAUGCAGUACCACCAUCACCAUGUGGGCCAGCAUCAUUUGCAGCACCCAGGGUCUGCUGCUGGUGUGCACACUGUGCAACUGCAUAAUUCUACAGCUGCUGCUGCAGCAGUGAUGCUAAACUCAGACCUGCAGGAGCCCUAUUUCCCAUCACCUGCUCCUGGACAAGCCCCAGGCCCAGCAGCAGCCACAGCACCUGCUCAGAUCCAAGCUGCUGCUCCUGGCAAAGUUGACCACCACCACCAACAGCAGCACAAUCAGCAACUCCAACCACAGCUGGACAUCGAGCCUGACAGACCUAUCGGCUAUGGAGCAUUUGGAGUGGUCUGGUCAGUGACAGACCCCAGGGAUGGAAAGCGAGUAGCUCUCAAAAAAAUGCCUAAUGUCUUCCAAAACCUUGUUUCUUGCAAGAGGGUAUUUAGAGAGUUGAAGAUGCUCAGCUUCUUUAAACAUGAAAAUGUUCUUUCUGCUCUGGACAUAUUGCAACCUCCGCAUAUCGACUACUUUGAAGAAAUCUAUGUUGUAACUGAACUGAUGCAAAGUGACCUCCAUAAAAUCAUCGUGUCACCACAGGCCCUGAGCUCAGAUCACGCCAAAGUUUUUUUGUAUCAGAUUCUCAGAGGACUCAAAUACCUUCAUUCGGCUGGUAUUUUACAUCGAGACAUCAAACCUGGCAACCUAUUGGUCAACAGCAACUGUGUGCUAAAGAUUUGUGACUUUGGUCUUGCUCGGGUGGAGGAGUCGGAUCAGUCACGGCACAUGACUCAGGAGGUGGUGACACAAUAUUACAGAGCCCCCGAGAUCCUGAUGGGAAGCCGCCAUUACACGAAUUCGAUUGAUAUCUGGUCUGUGGGCUGCAUUUUUGCCGAACUACUUGGUCGACGUAUCCUUUUCCAAGCCCAGAGUCCCAUCCAGCAGUGUUUGCAUGUGUGUGCGUGUGUGUGUGUGUGUGCAUAUUUGUGUGCAUGUGUGCGUGUGCCCAUGCAUAAUUACCAGCUGGACUUAAUCACUGAUCUUUUGGGGACCCCGUCGAUGGAGGCCAUGAGAACAGCAUGUGAAGGUGCUUGUGCACAUAUUCUCCGCGGACCACACAAGCAGCCAUCACUUCCUGUACUCUACACACUGUCCAGCCAGGCAACCCAUGAAGCUGUUCACCUCCUCUGUAGGAUGCUGGUGUUUGAUCCGGGAAAGCGGAUCUCGGCCAAAGACGCUCUGGCGCACCCAUACCUGGAUGAGGGACGGUUGCGUUAUCAUACCUGCAUGUGCAAAUGCUGUUCCACCACAUCUUCUGGUCGUGUUUACACCACUGAUUUUGAGCCAGUCUCCAAUCCUAAAUUUGAUGACAGUUUUGAAAAAAAUAUGAGCUCUGUGAGACAAGUUAAAGAGAUCAUUCAUCAGUUCAUCUUGCAACAGCAGAAGGGAAGUCGAGUGCCUCUGUGUAUCAACCCCCAAUCAUCUGCUUUCAAGAGCUUUAUCAGCUCCACCGUGGCGCAACCCUCUGAGAUGCCUCCAUCCCCACUGGUGUGGGAUUAACUGCUGUGAGAGAGGACAUCAGGGAAGACGACACCAACUUCAUCUGAUUUCUGGUAGCAUUUCACUGGAGAGCAUGGAUCAAAUCUGUGGUGUGAAUGAACAAAAUGCGGGAAAAGGAGAAAA
Messenger RNA from Synchiropus splendidus (mandarinfish), 2807 nucleotides. It is a transcript of the gene nlk2, whose product is annotated as nemo-like kinase, type 2. The coding region runs from base 1026 to 2684 and encodes 552 amino acids. The record is from RefSeq and is a predicted model, not a curated record. NCBI's taxonomy places the organism in Eukaryota, Metazoa, Chordata, Actinopteri, Syngnathiformes, Callionymidae. The transcript has 11 exons. Gene Ontology annotation, cellular component: cytoplasm; nucleus. Gene Ontology annotation, molecular function: ATP binding; MAP kinase activity. Gene Ontology annotation, biological process: intracellular signal transduction; protein phosphorylation.